Molecule: messenger RNA, 1312 nt
Organism: Rhizophagus irregularis DAOM 181602=DAOM 197198
Lineage: Eukaryota; Fungi; Glomeromycota; Glomeromycetes; Glomerales; Glomeraceae
Source: RefSeq, a predicted model, not a curated record
AAUAUGCACGCCAAUUUAUGUUACGUCAUAAACCAAAUUUCUCAAACUCUUUCCAUUAAAUUGUUAAAAUUUGAGUGUCCUGCUAAAAUGUUACAAUUUCCUAUCGAUUGCCUUAAUGAUAUUAUUGAAUAUUUAGAGGAUGAAUCAAAUACUUUGUAUUCAUGCUUAUUAGUCAGCCGAAACUGGUGUAAAAUUUCCGUCAGAAUUUACUGGAGAUAUAUUAGAAAUCUUAGUACUUUAAUCGCUUGCCUUCCAAAUGAUUCAAAAGAAAUUUUAUAUAAUAAUGGAAUUUCAAUUUCAACUUCAAAAACUCCAGUGUUUAAUUAUGCAUCAUUUUGUAAAUAUCUGGAAGUUCGUAAAGUUAUUAAAGAUAUUGAGCACUUUCUUAGAAUACAAGAUAUUUCAGUUCAAAAUUUAAAUGAUAUCACAAUUAUAGUGUUGCAGGAAAUAUUCAAAUUACUUAUGUGUCAGACUUCUUCUUUAAGAGAAUUAAGAUAUACAUUAACAAAUUUGACAUCGAUAACUUUUACAUCAUAUCCUGGGGCGAGAGAAUGUUUAAAGAAUCUCUCAACAUUAAGUUGUUCUUCAAAUAUUCAUCCUGAAUUUUUUUAUAAGUUAUCCAAAAUAUGUCAAACAAGUAUACAUACACUAAGCAUAAUACUCAAUGAAUUAAUUUCAAACGGAUUAGCAGAUUUAAUUUCUUCUCUGCAAAAUUUAAGGCACUUGAAAGUGUAUCAGCAUAAAUAUGGUGUAGAUUUGACAGAUAUAAAUACUUUGAUAUCAAAAUUUCCUAAUUCUUUGAUUACAUUUAGUAUCUAUAGAGGAAUGGAAUGUUUUUUCAAGGCUGUAAUACCAUUAUCAUUUAUUGCUAGAUUCACAAAUUUACAAGAACUUGUAUUCAUAUUUUCCAGUAACGAAUCUUAUGAAGGUUUUAAUAAAUUACAAUAUGUUGUUUUUCCGCAGUUACAAAAUUUAAAAUUUUACGUGGAAUGUCCAGAGAAUGAAUUAUUAAUAAAAUUCUUGGAAAAUAAUGGAAAAAAACUAAAAGAAUUUUAUGUUAAAAGUAAUGAUAAUUCAUUAAAUUUAGCGAUAAUCAAGUUCUGUCCAAACCUUAGAAAUCUUACUAUUAGAAUUGAAGAUAAUGAAUUAGAAAUAUUAGAAACGAUUCUUAUUAGUUGCAAAUAUCUGGAAAGUAUUAGAAUUUUUGGUUACAAAUAUUACAAUAAGAAAGGGUUAACUGAAAUUAUUAUGAAAUAUUCGUCCAAUAUAAAAUUAUUUCUUUAGUAGCUAGCUAUUAUUAGUACUAGUAUAU